Molecule: messenger RNA, 952 nt
Organism: Parasteatoda tepidariorum (common house spider)
Lineage: Eukaryota; Metazoa; Arthropoda; Arachnida; Araneae; Theridiidae
Product: thioredoxin-related transmembrane protein 1
Cellular component (GO): endomembrane system
Molecular function (GO): disulfide oxidoreductase activity
Source: RefSeq, a predicted model, not a curated record
UAAGUUAAUCACUGUAACCGUGCUGUUUCGGGUGCACUGAUUGGAUUUGUUUUUGUUUUGGUUUGAAUAGACUCUAAACUUUCCUGAUUCUAAUAAUUUAUCUGUAUUAUUUCCCGAUCUAUUAUAAAAUGGCAUGCUAUAAUUCACUGUACCGUUUACUCUUUAAAUUGCUAACUUCAUUGAUAGUCUUUUCAUCAGUCAUAUCUACUGUUGUGCCACCUGAUGAUCUUGUAAUUGAGCUUACUGAUGAUAAGUGGGACCAAAUUCAAAAAGGUCAAUGGUUGAUUGGAUUUUUUGAUAGAGAAACUGAAUCUAGCUUACAGUUAGAAAAGGAUUGGAAAACAUUUGCCAUGAAAUGCAAGACUGAGAAUAUUAAUGUGGGCAAGAUUUUUGCUCCUAAAACUCCAGGUCUUGAUGUUCGUUUUCUAGUAACUACAUAUCCAAAAGUAUUUUAUGUUAAGAACGGAGUAGCUCAUGAAAUUCCCAAAGUGAGCAGAGAGAUCCUGAUGAGCACAAUUAGAGAUAAAAAAUGGGGUCAAUUAAAACCUGUUGGCUUCCUGACUAAUCCCUUCUCUGUACAAAUGUCUUUGUUAUCACAUCUCUUCAUUCAUGCUGUAAAUCUUUAUAAUUAUGAAGAUGCUAUUGUUCAGAAAUUUGUUCCUUUUGCUAGUGCUACAGACAUUGCUUUUGGUUUAACUUUCAUCAUUGUUGGAACAUCUCUUGGAUUGUUUAUAAUUGCUGCUGUCAGUGUGAUACAAAUACUAUUCUUCAGCUCUAAAGAUAGUGAGGAUUCAUCUUAUGAUGAGAAGGAAGAAAGUGAUCAAGAAAAGGAAAAGGAAGAGGAAACCGAAGAUAACUCUGAAGAAUCCAAAUCGGUUCGAAAAAGAAAAAAAUAAUUCCUUAAAAAUAUUUAGGAGUUAAUCUUUUUUUAAAAAAAUAUUAUAUGUUUAAA